Messenger RNA from Emericellopsis atlantica, 1473 nucleotides. RefSeq names its product putative pla2g4b. The coding region runs from base 194 to 1183 and encodes 329 amino acids. The transcript is spliced from 3 exons. The record is from RefSeq and is a predicted model, not a curated record. Gene Ontology annotation, molecular function: 2-oxoglutarate-dependent dioxygenase activity. Lineage: Eukaryota; Fungi; Ascomycota; Sordariomycetes; Hypocreales; Bionectriaceae.
GACUCAGUUCAACCAACGACCAACGCAAAAUUGUUCACCAUGGCGCCAUAUGAAUGUCACGGUACUCUUCACCCUGGCUCUGUCGCUUGCUCCCUCCCCGAGCACAAGCCAUUAAUUGGACUCCAAUCUGACCAUACGGUGAUCAUAUUUCAUCAAUGGUGGCGUCCGGAAGUCGCCUUGAACAGGAUCGGGAAUGGCCGCGUAUGGAGAUGCAGAUGGUACACGCGCAGCUGUGCGCGAGCUUCUCACCACUUACAACGAUCUCAACGGGGCCAGGGUAGAGGAGCUUGAUCAUGAGCCAAGUCCACUCGAAUUUAUGCGUUUCGUUGCCCGCAAUACACCCUUCGUCGUACGACAAGGUGCGGCGUCGUGGAAAUCGCAUCAGAAGUGGACGCCGGACUACUUAAAAGAUAAGUUAGCAGGGCAAAGGGUCAACGUCGCCAUAACCCCACAUGGCAAUGCCGAUGCUCCAACGUUUUCGCCGCGCCAUGAUUCGACUGUCAUUGCCAAGCCCCACGAAGAGGAGCAGGCCUUUGACGAGUUCCUUGACUAUGUCACGACACAAGAGCUUGGCCAAGGAUCGCAGUCGGCCGAAGUGAGGUACGCCCAGACACAAAACGACAAUUUCCGCAAUGAGUACAUCAGUCUCUUCGCGGACGCUCAGAGUGACAUUCCUUUCGCCCGUAUCGCAUUGCAGAAGGAAGCAGAAGCUAUCAACCUGUGGAUAGGUAACUCCUGUUCAGUCACCUGCUUGCACCGCGAUCCCAUGGAGAAUAUCUAUGUGCAGGUUUUGGGUAGAAAACAUUUCAUCUUAUUGCCGCCCCUCUGCCAUCCCUGUGUCAAUGAGAAGAUGAUGCAGCCGGCCACCUACACGCGCACUGGAGGCGUGCUCACGCUGGAGGCGGAUGAGGAAGAAGAGAUGGUACCUUUGGCGACUUGGGACCCUGACAAGGCUGAGGAGGACGCUACUGAGUUCUCGCAUCUGGCCAAGCCGGUGCGUGUCACCCUGGAUCCGGGCGACAUGCUCUAUCUCCCUGCAAUGUGGUAUCACAAGGUCAAGCAAUCAAGCAAUGAGGAGGGCUGCGUAGUGGCUAUGAAUUAUUGGUACGACAUGGAUUACUCAGGGCCAUUCUACCCAUCCACAACCUUUAUCAGAAACUUGGGUGUAUCCGACCAAAACUAGUUAUACAUCCAAUUUCAACGCUUCUUCUUCGAAGCAAUCCUCUUCUGUGCCCUCAACUCCUUCUUCAUCCUCGGGUCAACAAUGCGGUAACGCCCCUUGACACCUUGCGGUCGGCCCUUGACACCACGAUGCACGCCCCUAGCCACGACAAGUUUGGCCGGCGUUGGGGCCUUCUUUUUCGAUGCUUUGCUCAACAGCCUGGAGAUACUGUCUGCCUUCUCCUUUUCUGUCAUUCCUUCAUCCGCCGCAAGCAUGUCAGACUUCUUCUUCAGUUUCUCGAACUUCUGGGC